Messenger RNA from Phyllostomus hastatus (greater spear-nosed bat), 3080 nucleotides. It is a transcript of the gene ESF1, whose product is annotated as ESF1 nucleolar pre-rRNA processing protein homolog. The transcript is spliced from 14 exons. Lineage: Eukaryota; Metazoa; Chordata; Mammalia; Chiroptera; Phyllostomidae. Gene Ontology annotation, cellular component: nucleus. Gene Ontology annotation, biological process: rRNA processing. Bases 93 to 2645 code for a protein of 850 amino acids. Gene Ontology annotation, molecular function: RNA binding. The record is from RefSeq and is a predicted model, not a curated record.
ACGUGAGACUCGGUGAAGGCUCCUAGGUGAAGGCUGCAGGUUUCAACAAGUAUUUGGUUUCUUCAAGUAUUUGUCCAGUAAGGCACUUAAAAAUGGCAUUUAAACAAGAAAUAAUGAGUGACCAGCGGUUUAAGCGGGUUACAAAGGACCCAAGAUUUUGGGAAAUGCCAGAAAAGGAACGAAAAGUCAAAAUUGACAAGAGAUUUCGAGCAAUGUUUCAUGACAAAAAGUUCAAGCUGAAUUACUCUGUGGAUAAAAGAGGACGCCCAAUCAACCACAGCACUACUGAGGACUUGAAACGUUUUUAUGACCUUUCAGAUUCUGAUUCAGAUCUCUCUGGUGAAGAUAACAAAGAUUUGAACCAGAAGGAAAUAAAGAAGAAGAAAAAACAGAAAAAUGAAAUACAGUCAAAAAAUCUAGUUGAGAAAACGAAAGAAACCAAGAAAAUUAACCAAAAGGAUUCUGGAAGUAAAAACAAUUUAGAUAACUUGGACAUAAUUCAGAAAAUGAAAAUCUGCAAAUCGAAGAAGAUGAAUUCAAAAAUAAGACCCAAGAAAGAUAGUGAAGAAUUUAUAACAAAAAGUACAAAACAGGAAAAAAAUAAUAUUCAACAUAAUACACACUUGUGUCCCAAAGGAAGAGUAAGGACAGUAGACUCAGGCACUUCCGAAAUUGUGAAAUCUCCCAAGAUCAAGUAUUCUGAGACAAAAAGAGAAAUGCAGUCAGUUGUUCCACUCAUAGUGGCAAGACACAGUGAUGGUUAUGAAAAGUCAGCAGGUGGUAAAAUGUUUGAUAAAGAUGCUCUGGAGGAAGUUUUAGAAAGUGCUAGUGAAAUAGGAAGUGAUGAAGAAUCUGAAAAUGGAAUUACAAGCAUUGGCAGAGAUUCAGCUGAUGAUGAUGACAAUGAUGAAAGUGAAAAUGACGAGGAAGAGGAGAAUGAAAGUGAUGUUAGUGAGGAUGAUGAUGAAAGUGACAGUGGCCCUGAUCUUGCAAGAGGUAAAGGAAAUAUAGAAACUAGCUCUGAAGAUGAAGAAGAUAUGGCAGAUCUACUUCCAGAGGAAUCUGGUUUUGAGCAUGCUUGGAGAGAACUAGAUAAAGAUGCUCCUCGGGGUGAUGAGAUUACACAUCGAUUAGCAGUUUGCAACAUGGACUGGGAUAGAUUAAAAGCAAAAGAUUUGCUUGCUCUGUUCAAUUCAUUUAAACCUAAAGGAGGUGUUAUAUUCUCUGUAAAGAUAUAUCCUUCAGAGUUUGGAAAGGAGAGGAUGAAGGAAGAGCAAGUUCAAGGACCAGUAGAAUUAUUAAGUAUUCCUGAAGAUGCCCCUGAAAAGGACUGGACCUCUAGAGAAAAACUGAGAGAUUAUCAAUUUAAACGACUGAAGUAUUAUUAUGCAGUAGUAGACUGUGAUUCUACUGAAACAGCCGCUAAAAUUUAUGAGGAUUGUGAUGGACUGGAAUUCGAAAGUAGUUGUUCAUUUGUAGACCUAAGGUUUAUACCAGAUGAUACUACUUUUGAUGAUGAGCCCAAGGACGUAGCUUCAGAAGUGGAUUUAACAGCAUAUAAACCAAAAUAUUUCACAUCUUCUGCAAUGGGAACAUCAACGGUGGAGAUCACUUGGGAUGAGACCGAUCAUGAAAGAAUCACAACACUCAACAGGAAGUUUAAAAAGGAAGAACUUCUGGACAUGGAUUUUCAAGCUUAUUUAGCUUCCUCUAGUGAAGAUGAAGAAGAGAUAGAAGAUGGGCUGCAAGGUGAUGAUGAAGUCACUGUAGAAGAAGAUGGGAAAACAAAAAAAAGUCAGAGAGAUGAGGAAGAACAAAUUGCUAAAUAUAGGCAACUCUUGCAGAUUAUUCAAGAAAAAGAAAAGAAAACCAAAGAAAAUGAUAUGGAAAUGGAAAUUAAGUGGGUUCCAGGUCUUAAAGAAAGUGCAGAAGAAAUGGUCAAAAACAAAUUGGAGGGAAAGGAUAAACUGACCCCUUGGGAACAAUUUCUAGAGAAGAAAAAAGAAAAGAAAAGACUGAAAAAGAAACAGAAGGCUCUUGCUGAAGAGGCCAGUGAAGAUGAACUUCCCUCUGAUGUUGAUUUGAACGACCCAUACUUUGCUGAAGAAGUUAAAAAGAUAGGUAUAAAAGAAACGAAAAAAUCAAUGAAAUCUGUAAAAGGUAGCACAUCUCCAGAGGAAGAAGCUGAAAUAGAAAAACAGAAGGCUGAAAUGGCUUUGCUCAUGAUGGAUGAGGACGAAGAGAGCAAGAAACACUUCAAUUACAACAAGAUUGUAGAACACCAGAAUCUGAGCAAAAAGAAGAAAAAACAGCUUAUGAAAAAGAAGGAAUUAUUAGAAGAUGACUUUGAGGUAAAUGUUAAGGAUUCACGGUUUCAGGCAAUGUAUACUUCCCACUUGUUCAAUUUGGAUCCUUCAGAUCCUAAUUUCAAGAAAACAAAAGCUAUGGAAAAAAUCCUUGAGGAGAAAGCCCGGCAGAGAGAACAAAAAGAACAAGAACUUAUUCAGGCAAUAAAGAAAAAGGAGAGUGAAAUUCAGAAGGAAUCACGAAAGAGUUCCAUUGAUCCUGCCUUGUCAAUGUUGAUUAAAUCGGUAAAAAACAAAACAGAGCAGUUUCAAGCAAGAAAAAAACAAAAAAUCAAAUAGCUCUAUGUUGUUUCUUUUAAGAUUGAGAAUGUGAUAUCUCUAAAGUUUACAGAAGUGGUAGAAAGAGUAUUGGGAACAGAGCUACCUUUCAGGAAUAUGAAUAAUGUCUUAUUCUGACCAUUGAAAAUUUCUCUCAUAUAUAACAGGUAGACUUAAUUGUGAUGACAGAUUUGUGCUUUAUAGGAUUUAUAAAGUUUUUAUAUUUCAUGAAAUUUAGUUCAUACUAGAAGAUUAAGGUAUAGCCUCUUUCAAAGACUUUACAAUUCUAUGUAAAAAGAGAACAAUAAAAAUAAGUAGAACAGAUAAAAAAGUGCUGAAUUAACUUUUUUAGCCGUAAUGGAUGGAAGCGAUCAUUCACUUUCUUUCUUGUUUCAUCAUGUUUAUUAUAGUUUGUUUUUGAAAUUAACUGGUAAAUAAAAGUUCAGAAUAUUUUUA